Messenger RNA from Lactuca sativa (garden lettuce), 793 nucleotides. NCBI's taxonomy places the organism in Eukaryota, Viridiplantae, Streptophyta, Magnoliopsida, Asterales, Asteraceae. The record is from RefSeq and is a predicted model, not a curated record.
UACCAUGUUCAGGGAUGAGUACGUUCCCCCGGUGGAGCGGGAACGAUUGGUUCAGGAGUUCUUAACCCUCAAGCAGGGUACUGAUUCGGUGGCGGCGAUCACGCGGAAGUUCCACGAGAGGGCGAUGUUUUGCCCCGAGCUAGUGGCCACAGAGCAGGCUCGGAUGAGCCGGUACUUGGGUGUUCUGAGGAGGGAGAUCCGGGAGUUUGUGUCAAACUCCACUUACCAUACUUUUACUGAGCUUCAGGCGAAUGCCAGGAAGCGUGAGAUCGAGUUAGAGACUCAGGCCAGGGAGGAGGCCGAGUCUCAGCAGGCAGACCGGCGACCGGCUCAGUCUCAGCCGGCAGCCAAGCGGAUCAAGUCCGCCGAUUCGAGGACGGGAGGUUCGAAGAACCGCACUUGCGUAAAGUGCGGUAAGGGUCACGAUGGGGCGUGUCGAGCCGGUGCUUGCUACAAGUGUGGCAAGGAGGGACACAUUGCUAGGGAGUGUCCCAAGGGAUUUAUGGUUUGCUUUCAUUGCAACCAGACCGGCCAUCGGAAGGCCGAGUGCCCUCAGCUUCGUCAGGGAUCUGCACCUGUUGCCAGGACUACUGAGACUCGACCGGUGAAGGUCGAGGCCCCGAGGGCUCGUGGGAGAGCCUUUCAGCUGACUGCGGAGGAGGUCCGCGCUGCGCCCGAUGUUGUGGCAGGUACUAGCGAGGACCGUGGGAAGGCGCCGGCAUGAUCGAUACACACUGAAGAUUGUUUUAUGAUCUUGGGAGUUUGAAUAAUUGUAUUGACCGAAUAAAUAAAC